Molecule: messenger RNA, 1060 nt
Organism: Ficedula albicollis (Collared flycatcher)
Lineage: Eukaryota; Metazoa; Chordata; Aves; Passeriformes; Muscicapidae
Product: protein HEXIM1
Exons: 2
Coding region: 1-834 (277 amino acids)
Biological process (GO): negative regulation of cyclin-dependent protein serine/threonine kinase activity; negative regulation of transcription by RNA polymerase II
Cellular component (GO): nucleus; cytoplasm; nucleoplasm
Molecular function (GO): 7SK snRNA binding; cyclin-dependent protein serine/threonine kinase inhibitor activity
Source: RefSeq, a predicted model, not a curated record
AUGCCCACCCUCCCCUGUGCCACCGGGCCCGUUCCGGACCCCGCGGGGGGACCCCCGGCGGCCCUGUGCCGUGUGGGGGCUGGGCAGGGCAGGUUCCCCCGGGGGGGGGGGGGGGGGGGGGGGGGGGGGGGGGGGGCGGGGCGUCCCGGCCUGGGCCCGCGGUACCGGGCCGUGGGACGCACCGAGGAGUGGCCGGUGAAGAAGAAGCACCGUCGGCGGCCGUCGAAGAAGAAGCGGCGUUGGAAGCCGUACUCGAAGCUGAGCUGGGAGGAGAAGCAGCAGUUCGACGAGCGGCAGAGCCUCCGCGCCUCCCGGCUGCGGGCGGAGAUGUUCGCCAAGGGGCAGCCGGUGGCUCCCUACAACACCACGCAGUUCCUCAUGGAGGACCAUGACCAGGAGGAGCCCGACCUGAAAACCGGGCUGUACCCGCGGCGAGCGGCCGCCAAGUCGGACGACACGAGCGAGGAGGAUUUCCUGGACGACGCGGCGGAUGAGGACGGGGGCAGCGACGGGAUGGGGGGGGACGGCAGCGAGUUUCUGCAGAGGGACUUCUCCGAGACGUACGAGCGGUACCAUGUGGAGAGCCUGCAGAACAUGAGCAAGCAGGAGCUGGUGAAGGAGUACCUGGAGCUGGAGAAGUGCCUCUCGCGCAUGGAGGAGGAGAACAACCGGCUGAGGAUGGAGAGCAAAAAAGCCGGGGGGGAGGCGGCGGACCCGGCGCGGGUGCAGGCGCUGGAGCGGGAGGUGGACAGGCUGCGAGCCGAGAACCUGCGGCUGGGGCGGGAGCAGGAGCUGCCCCGGCAGGAAAAGGGCCCCUGCAAGCCGGGGGAGUGACACUGGACAGGGGGGCGCGGGGGGGUUUUUACAGUGCUGGGUGGAACAUUCGGUCCUUGUACAGAGUCGCCGCGGACCCUUUUUAUGGGCUAAAUGCAGCUGGAGGGGCCGAGGGCUCCCCCUUUUUUAGGUGGCUGUGACGGGGCGAGGGGGGGUUGAUGUAUUGGUGAUAUCUGGUUUAUGGGUUUAUUUUUUUUUUUGUGUCUAAACCAAAAAAAAAGAAAAA